Molecule: messenger RNA, 447 nt
Organism: Fraxinus pennsylvanica
Lineage: Eukaryota; Viridiplantae; Streptophyta; Magnoliopsida; Lamiales; Oleaceae
Source: the annotation of a GenBank genome assembly
AUGAGUUCCUGGCUGCUGCUUAUGUCUCUGCUAAUUUUAAUGCUUCAUGAAGCUCAAGGCUUACGUUUGACAAGAGAAUCUGUAUCGGCUAGACAUCAUCAUGAUAUUCCUGAAAGUGUUCCAGAACGAAGAAAUAAUGGUGGAGUCCAAGAGGAUUUUCAUUGCAAAAUCAGGCACUGUUCAGGAAGGAAUGGAAAACUUAUUACCAAGACAGUUACCCAUAUUUCCAGCGGUGACACCAUGUCUAAGAAUGACAAGACUGAAGGAAAUAAAGAUCAUACCAAAUCAAGAAGUGAAAAAAUUAGUGUGACAGAAGAAAAUCUCCCUACCAAUUCAUCCUCAGUAACUGAAAAACAACAGCCUGCGCCAGAGCCUUAUCCAGACGUUUUGGAUAUAGCUGGAAUGGAUUAUUCUCAAGCUAGGAGAAAACCUCCAAUACACAAUUAG